Neolamprologus brichardi is the source of this 1438-nucleotide messenger RNA. The record is from RefSeq and is a predicted model, not a curated record. Lineage: Eukaryota; Metazoa; Chordata; Actinopteri; Cichliformes; Cichlidae.
AGAAGUGAUCGUAAUCGCAAAUAUAAUUAUUAUAGAAACAGAUUUAGGUGUCAUCGUGUGCAACUGGACAACAAUGAGGAAUGGAAAACCGUAUCGAUGCUGUGAGUGCUUCUGGGUUGCUUUUUAUUUGACACUGCUGCUGGUUUUCGGAGAGCAGGCUUUGGCUGAUUUGAGAUACUCUGUUCCGGAGGAGGUCAAAGAAGGAACUACUGUUGGAAAUGUGGCCAAGGAUCUUGGUAUUGACAAAACCUCUUUGACUGAUCGUCGGUUCCGUGUUGUUUCUGGAUUUAAGGACGCGUUUUUCGAGGUAAACCCGGACAAUGGGGCUUUACAGGUUCGUAAGAAAAUCGACAGAGAAAAGCUUUGUCAAGGUAGCGGUUCAUGCCUUAUUGAGCUAAAGAUCCUUGUUGAAAAUCCCCUGGAAAUGCAUCAUAUUGCUGUAGAAAUUGCUGAUGUAAAUGAUCAUUCCCCCAGCUUUUCUGAAAAGGAGCAGAUCUUUGAAAUGGCCGAGCAUACACCUCCGGGAACACGAUUCCAGCUUCACGCGGCUCGUGAUCCUGAUGCUGGAAUAAACUCUAUCCGCAUAUACACACUAACGUCAAACGAGCAUUUCGAUAUUGAGAUUAGUCAAAGUGAUGAGGACAAAAUACCAUUUCUAGUGCUGAAGACAUCUUUAGACAGAGAACAAAAGAAUAAACACUUGCUAACUGUAACAGCAGUUGAUGGAGGUAAACCUCCAAAAUCAGGCACGCUUAAUGUAUCCGUUAUUGUUCUUGACAGUAAUGAUAAUCGCCCGACAUUCAGUCGGGAGACUUACCAAAUUGAAAUAAAAGAAAAUGUCUCUGUUGGUGCUGUUGUUGCAACUGUAGCUGCUAUAGACCCAGAUGAAGGCACUAACGGGGAAAUAGAGUACAGCCUGAGCAAAACAUUAGCGCGUAAAGUUUAUCAGAUAUUUGAACUGGAUAGUGUAAGUGGACAAAUUACGCUAAAAGUAGCAUUAGAUUUUGAGGAUUCUGAGAUUUAUAAACUAGACGUUGAAGCAUCUGAUAAAGGACAACCUCCAUUAAUCGGAAGGUGUAGAGUAAUAAUAAAGAUACAAGACAUUAAUGAUAAUGCACCAGAAAUAGAAGUCACGUCACUAUCAAAUACAGUAACCGAAGAUUCAAAGCCUGGUACAGUUAUUUCACUUAUCAGUGUAACGGAUAAAGACUCUGGACUUAAUGGAAAAAUAAUUACACACAUGACCGACAAUGCACCUUUCGAAUUAAAACCUUCUUACAAGGAAAACAUAUAUUCCGUGGUCACGAAGGGAGUGUUAGAUCGAGAAACUGUAUCAGAAUACGAAGUAAUAAUAACAGCUACAGACUGUGGUGAGCCUCCUUUAUCCAGUUUUAAAACUCUUAGCAUUCAGAUAGCAGAUGUAAAUGACAACAGUCCA